Monomorium pharaonis (pharaoh ant) is the source of this 1365-nucleotide messenger RNA. RefSeq names its product ATPase WRNIP1. Gene Ontology annotation, molecular function: enzyme activator activity; DNA binding; single-stranded DNA helicase activity. Gene Ontology annotation, cellular component: nucleus. Bases 34 to 1332 code for a protein of 432 amino acids. The record is from RefSeq and is a predicted model, not a curated record. The transcript has 4 exons. Gene Ontology annotation, biological process: DNA-templated DNA replication; regulation of DNA repair. NCBI's taxonomy places the organism in Eukaryota, Metazoa, Arthropoda, Insecta, Hymenoptera, Formicidae.
CAAGUGAAAAUAUUUAAAGUACAUACCAAUUAAAUGUCCAGCGGCGUCAACAGCAUGUCUGGGUCUAAUUCCAUAAAACAUUCUAAAGUGAAAUCCUCAGAGAUACUGCAACGUGUUUCACUCGCUGAAAGGAUGAGGCCAACGAAUAUUGCAGCUUACGUGGGGCAGAAACAAAUCAUUGGUCCAGACACUGUUUUAAGAUAUUUGUUGGAAAAGGCAGAGAUUCCUAGUAUGGUGUUCUGGGGCCCACCUGGCUGUGGAAAGACAUCCCUGACUAAUAUAAUAGCGUCUUUAAGCAGGGAACUAAUGAGUAACAAUAUGCACAUUGUGAAUUUAUCAGCAGCGAGUUCUGGUGUAAAAAAUAUAAGGGAAGCUGUUACUGAAGCAAAGAACAAAAUGAAAUUGUUUGGAUGCAAGACCAUUGUCUUCAUGGAUGAAAUUCAUCGUUUCAAUAAGCUGCAGCAAGAUAUAUUCCUGCCUCAUGUAGAGGCAGGAACAUUUACCUUGAUUGGAUGUACCACCGAAAAUCCAUCUUACAGCUUAAAUCCAGCUUUACUAAGUCGCUGUCGCGUGUUUAAAUUAAAUAAAUUAACGGAAUGCAAUGUAACAGAGAUUCUUAAUAGAGCAAUAGAGUUCAUAAACGGAAGCACGCUUGAUGCACAAGAAAAAGGAUACACAAGUGGCGAAGAGCAGACUAAAUUUAAUUCCAAAAGAAAACUUAAAUUUCAUGUUGAUAAUAAUACAGUACAGUGGCUAGCAGAGGCAUGUGAUGGCGAUGCACGUGUAGCUUUGAAUGCUUUAGAAUUGGCAAUGAUUGCGAAACAGACAAAUGUAUCAAAAAUAUCAUACGACAAUAAUAUCAUAAUAAGUCUAAAAGAUAUUAAAGAAGGCAUAAUAAAAGUGCAUAUGCUUUCUGAGAAAGAAACUAAUCAGAGUCAUCACUUGUAUUCUGCGCUUCAUAAAUCAAUAAGAGCUGGUAAAAAAAAUGCUGCCCUGUACUGGCUGGCCAGAAUUAUGGCAGUUAAGGAAGAUCCGGUAAACAUUGCGAGACGAUUAGUUAGGAUAUCCAGUGAAGACAUUGGUCUAGCAGAUCCAGAUGCUUUGGGUGUAGCUGUUCAUACAAUGCAUGGAUGUCAAAUGAUUGGUAUGCCAGAGUGUGACGUGCUUUUGGGCCAAUGCACGCUUUACUUAGCAAAAGCACCAAAGUCUCGAUCGAUAUACAAUGCAUUAAAAGCCACUGAGAAAGUAAUUUUGGAAUGUGAAGGUCCUCAACCUGCCGUACCAUUACAUAUGAGAUGCAAUUCAACAGACGCAAAACUGUAUUAUCUAUAAUUCAUAUUAUAAAUAAUCUAAUAAGAGAGCCAA